CACUUCUACUUUAAGACUUUGAAACACGCCCAUUGAGUCACUUAAAGGGAACUUUAUAGCUGCUGAGGCACUCAUCGCCUUCACAUCCUGAGAGAUAUUACGUCUGACAGAGAUGCCGGCAACUACUACACAUCAGAUCCCUGUUACAGGAACCUCUGGUCUGGAUUCAACAGCAGAUAACAGCUCAACCUUUUUGGACUCUGAGUUUCGCUAUGUCCUCUUCCCAGUCGUCUAUAGUAUCAUCUUCACCCUGGGCCUCUUUGCUAACAUCUAUGUGCUGUUUGUCCUUCGCUGCCUACGUGAUGCCAAGGCCAUGGGGGAAAUUCGAAUCUACAUGACAAACCUGACAAUCGCUGACCUCCUUUUUGUGUGUGCCCUUCCUCCUUGGAUUGGAUAUUAUGUUCGCCACGGUAACUGGGUGUACACAGACUUCAUGUGCCGGCUGACCGGCUCGUUGUUCUUCAUCAACACCUACUGCUCUGUCCUCUUUCUUGGAGCCAUCAGCGUCAACAGAUACUGGGCAGUGACCCGGCCUCUGGAUGCAGCCUCUUCAGACCACAGACGCCGUGGGAUCAUUGUGUCUGUUGUCAUCUGGGUGACGACCACGUCAAUGGCUAUACCAUCUCUGGCCUCUUCAGGGACCAACACCGACUUAAACAUCACUCACUGUUUUGAAGGAUACCAAAACCAAACUGAUUUUGAGAAGAAAACAGUGGCUGCCACUCAUUUUGCCAUAAUUGCAAUAUUCAUUGUGGUCUUUUUUCUUGUGGUGGUGUGUAACUUCCUGAUUGCACGGGUACUUCUUUCUCAAAACCUUUCUCCGUCAGAGUUCAGAUCUGCAACAAUGGCAUCUAAGAGGUCCAAUGGUGUGUCUUCUUCAUUUAGAAAGCCUAGAGGGGUAAAACGGAGAGCUCUGCAGAUGUUGCUGGCUGUGGUUGGAGUGUUUGUUCUGUGUUUCCUGCCUCACCAUGUCAUUCAAGGCCCCUGGACACUGGCAGUGCUGCAGAUCACAGAGGGCUGGGGCCACGUGGAGUGGGACCAGAAGACUCGUCAGGGGCUCAAUGACGCACAUCAGAUUACCUUGUUUCUUAUGGGCCUCAACUGCAUUCUGGAUCCUGUGGUUUAUUGUUUUGCCACUAGGAAGUUUAGAAGGUUCAUAAUGGCUCAUUUUAAGAGGAUAGGAAAGGGAGAGGGGUGUUCACACACAGCCGCCUCACAGCUCUCUUUGGACAGCAGGAAUCAGAGCCAGAGACUCCCGAAUGAGCUACAACAGCCUGAAACGUAACAAAGAUGAUACAACAUAAAAACAUUCAUUGUUAGAGGCUCCACGCCCUUUGUCUCUUUUUAUGAAAGUCAAGUGUUUUCUCACUGUAUUGAAAUUUGAUAUGAUUGUACUGCGGGACCUGUGGUUGGAAUUGCGCCACUCCUUCUGCUCUUCCUGUGUAAAACUUGAGCUGAAAAGCAGAAGUUUUGCAAGCAGAAGUACAUUUACAAAGGUAAUGAAAUCAGUAGGAGGACACUCUAUAGGUCACUGUAAUGACCUCAUGAGAAACAACACACAUCAUCUUAAUCCUCCCAAAGGUGCUCUUCUGCACAAAGCAGGGCAGUGCAGAAUCCAGAAGUGAUUCACACACCCUCACACAAAGCUGGGACAUUUCUUUUAGGUUGUUUGGAGUGGAGCUUUUCAGUAGAUCAUACACUCAGUGGGCAAACUCACAGUGUCUGACAGUACAUCAGUAAAAUGUGUGAUAAUGAGACUGCCUCCCAUCAGAUAAGUCACAUGUGUUUUUUUUCUUUUUCAACUUCUGCAUAGACAAGUUAUAUCCGGUGUUGUGAAACCGGGGAAUAGAUGUAAUAAAGUUUGAGCUACGUUCUCGCACUGGCAUCCAA
This is a messenger RNA of Notolabrus celidotus (New Zealand spotty), 1890 nucleotides long. Its product is annotated as platelet-activating factor receptor-like. NCBI's taxonomy places the organism in Eukaryota, Metazoa, Chordata, Actinopteri, Labriformes, Labridae. The transcript is spliced from 2 exons. Gene Ontology annotation, cellular component: membrane. Gene Ontology annotation, biological process: G protein-coupled receptor signaling pathway; chemotaxis. Gene Ontology annotation, molecular function: G protein-coupled purinergic nucleotide receptor activity; platelet activating factor receptor activity. Bases 113 to 1285 code for a protein of 390 amino acids. The record is from RefSeq and is a predicted model, not a curated record.